AACGGCAGCUGGCCCAACUCUACCACAAGCAAGACCCACCUCCUGAGGGAGAACUACACCUUCUCAGCCUACUACCAGCACUCCUCCCCUGUGGCCGCCAUGUUCAUCCUGGCCUACACCUUCAUCUUCCUCAUGUGCAUGAUCGGCAAUAUCCUGGUGUGUGUCAUCGUGGUGAAGAACCGCCAGAUGCGGACGGUCACCAACAUGUUCAUCCUUAACCUGGCCAUCAGUGAUCUUCUGGUGGGCAUCUUUUGCAUGCCCACCACCUUGGUGGACAACCUCAUUACGGGUUGGCCCUUUGACAACACCAUGUGCAAAAUGAGCGGCCUGGUGCAGGGCAUGUCUGUCUCCGCCUCCGUUUUCACGCUGGUGGCCAUCGCUGUAGAGAGGUUUCGCUGCAUUGUCCACCCCUUCCGGCAGAAGCUGACGCUGAGGAAAGCCCUGGUGACCAUCACCAUCAUCUGGGUGCUGGCCCUGCUCAUCAUGUGCCCUGCCGCCAUCACCCUGACCGUCACCAGAGAGGAGUACCACUUCAUGGUGGACACCUACAACAACUCCUACCCCCUCUACUCCUGUUGGGAGGCCUGGCCAGAGACAGGGAUGAGGAGGAUCUACACCACCGUCCUCUUCUCCCACAUCUACGUGGCCCCCCUUGCCCUUAUCGUUGUCAUGUAUGCCCGCAUCGCCUUCAAGCUCUUCAAGUCAGCAGCACCUGCCCGUGGCCAAGAGGAGCCAGAGGGGAGGAGGGUCUCCCGGAGAAAGGCAAAGGUCAUCAACAUGCUCAUCAUCGUCGCCCUCUUCUUCACCCUCUCCUGGCUGCCCCUCUGGACGCUGAUGCUGCUGACGGACUAUGGACAGCUGAGCGAGGGCCAGCUCCGCCUGGUCACCGUCUAUGUCUUCCCCUUCGCCCACUGGUUGGCCUUCUUCAACAGCAGUGCCAACCCCAUAAUCUACGGCUACUUCAACGAGAACUUCCGACGGGGCUUCCAGGAGGCUUUCAGGGCCCCCUUCUGCUCACCCCACUGCCGCCAUCGCCACCGCGGGCCCUACACACCCAGAAGCCAUGGCCAGGGGAUUCUCUUUGUCACCCGCAACCGCAUCUUUGCCCAGGCACGAGCCAGCGACUCACCGCCUGCCUCCGAAUCGGGGCCGUUGGCACCCCGCCGUGCCGGCAUCCCCGCAUGGGAUGGCUGA
Phaethon lepturus (White-tailed tropicbird) is the source of this 1194-nucleotide messenger RNA. It is a transcript of the gene NPFFR1, whose product is annotated as neuropeptide FF receptor 1. Bases 100 to 1194 code for a protein of 364 amino acids. Gene Ontology annotation, cellular component: membrane. The transcript has 3 exons. Gene Ontology annotation, molecular function: neuropeptide receptor activity; peptide binding. The record is from RefSeq and is a predicted model, not a curated record. Gene Ontology annotation, biological process: G protein-coupled receptor signaling pathway. Lineage: Eukaryota; Metazoa; Chordata; Aves; Phaethontiformes; Phaethontidae.